This is a messenger RNA of Rhipicephalus sanguineus (brown dog tick), 2902 nucleotides long. It is a transcript of the gene sim, whose product is annotated as single-minded homolog 2. The record is from RefSeq and is a predicted model, not a curated record. Gene Ontology annotation, molecular function: RNA polymerase II transcription regulatory region sequence-specific DNA binding; DNA-binding transcription factor activity, RNA polymerase II-specific; protein dimerization activity. Gene Ontology annotation, biological process: regulation of transcription by RNA polymerase II. NCBI's taxonomy places the organism in Eukaryota, Metazoa, Arthropoda, Arachnida, Ixodida, Ixodidae. The transcript is spliced from 9 exons. Bases 382 to 2643 code for a protein of 753 amino acids.
CGUUUCCGCGCGAUGUAAAAGCCAUCUUUUCCGCAAUUCUGCGUGUUAUUCGCAAUGACAACGCUAACGCUUUAGUGCAAGCCGGGCGAUACACUAAAUUGCCACCAAGUAGCGUGUUAGCCUAUUCGCUAUCGAUAUUUGGGUUCAUACGUUCAAUCACAGAAGCAGCGCUCCAUCGUCGAACGUGUACGGAAGCAUCGUCUCGCCACUUUCUACCGCUGCGCACCGACAUGGCCAGCAGGAUCUGAAGCCAGUUCUGCGCCAUGGCUGCUACAGCACGAGAACGUGAAUGUUUCUGAGGAAUUCCCGAUGGUGCUGGCAGUGCCGGACAUUCCGUUUGCGUCAACGAUGAGGAGGCUACAGCACCAGUGAGGCGGCGUGAUGAAGGAAAAGUCGAAGAACGCGGCCCGCCACCGACGCGAGAAGGAGAACGCGGAGUUCGGCGAGCUGGGCCAGCUACUGCCGUUGCCGGCGGCCAUCACCAGCCAGCUGGACAAGGCGUCCGUCAUCAGGCUCACCAGCUCGUACCUGAAGAUGAGGGACCUGUUCCCGGACGGCCUGGGCGACAGCUGGGGAUCGUGUCCUCCGGUCAACUCCAGUCGUGAGGGAGCCAUCAAGGAACUGGGGUCGCAUCUACUUCAGACCCUUGAUGGCUUCGUGUUCGUAGUGGCGCCCGACGGCAAGAUCAUGUAUAUCUCAGAGACGGCGUCGGUGCACCUAGGACUCUCACAGGUGGAGUUGACGGGCAACAGUAUCUACGAGUACAUCCACCCGGCCGACCACGACGAGAUGACGGCCGUGCUCACGCUUCAGAGUGCACUGCCACACCCACACAGCGCCCAAGAGCUGGAAGUGGACCGGUCUUUCUUCGUGCGCAUGAAGUGCGUGCUGGCCAAGCGCAACGCUGGUCUCACGGCGGGCGGCUACAAGGUGAUCCACUGCAGCGGCUAUGUCAAGGUGCGCCACUACUCGAUGGACGCGGCGCCCUACGACGGAUGCUACCAGAACCUCGGCCUCGUCGCCGUCGGACACUCCCUGCCGCCGUCCGCCAUCACCGAGAUCAAGAUGCACGCGAACAUGUUCAUGUUCCGCGCAUCGCUCGACCUCAAGCUCAUCUUCCUCGACGCAAGAGUGGCCCCACUGACGGGAUACGAGCCUCAAGACCUCAUCGAAAAGACGCUUUACCACUACAUACACGGCUUCGACUGCCUGCAUAUACGAUAUUCGCACCACACACUGCUUCUCAAGGGCCAGGUGACCACCAAGUAUUACCGGUUUCUCUCCAAGGAGGGCGGCUGGGUGUGGAUGCAGAGCUACGCAACUAUUGUGCACAACAGCCGCUCAUCGAGGCCGCACUGCAUCGUCAGCGUCAACUACGUGCUCAGUGAGCCCCAAGCCCAGGACAUCCAACUGCAAAUACAUCAGACCAGAACGAAAACGUCACCCUGCACAAGCUACUCCAGCAGCGAAGUUGUUCCGACAUCAGUGCCGCCAUCUACCAGCAAGCCCGCACCUAGCAAGGUCAAGUCAUCCAAAGGAAAGAGCCGCAGGUCGCCCUAUUACUGCAACGUCGCCGCUGCCGAAGCGUGCUCGAACGGCGUCAGUGGUGCGGGUCCGGUCAGUCAGGCCUGUUACGAACCUGCGGCAGCUGCACCCUAUGGAGGCGAGUUCUUGUCAGCUUACGUGCUUCCUUUUACCGAAGACCGCUGGGGCGGUUCAUACGGCUUGCCCCAGGCCGACGCCACCACCAGCUGCUGUUCUCAACAGACGAGGUCCGCAUCAGCAACGACUUCAAGUUACGCAGCGAUACCCGAAGAGCGCUACAUGCCGAGGACUGACAUGGACAGCUAUCCUGGCUUCGGAGACUGCAGCGGUACCCUGGGAGUAGAUGCGAACGAAGACAAUGGUGCGAACGGGUCUUCCUCACGGUCGGGCUCCUUACUGCAGUGCGCCGACCUCUACGCGGUCAAGGACGGCGCUCUGUCGUCGUCUUCCUGUUCACGGAGUAGCGGAUCGGUCCACGACGUGGUCGCGAGCCCUGCGAGUUCUUCGCUCUUCCAGCACAGGCCUUACAGCACCCACUCGGAUUCGACGCUGUCAGAAUCGGACCUGGAAGGUAUCCAAACCUUGCCUCAGGUACCGCAGGCGCAGUCUUCUACGAGGAGGUCGCCCUGUUCCAGCAGGAGCGCGUUCGACGGGUCCCCCAUUCCAGCAAACUCGAAGUCCGAAUCCGAAGCUCCGACGCCUGUGGCACUUCCGCUAGAGGACACCGGUCACACUAGCGGCGGCGUGGCUCUGCAACCCGCGGCCAGCUACCAGAAUGCCGUGAUCGAAGGUCACGAGCCAUCGCCCAGUGAUGGACUGCUCAAGACUUCCGUCGACGCGUACGAGGCGCUAGAGCCUCCGGUGGACGUGUUCGCUAUGUAUGGUCAGAGACUCGUGGGUGGAGACUAUGACAGCGCUGCGCGCUUUUUGCUGCCUUCGUGUGAACGUGGACAGGUUGCGCACAUGUCCUACAGGCACGAUGCGCCCGCGCCGUCUGCAACGUCGUUUGCCGCUGCUUCGAACAGACAAGCGCCGGGAUACACCAGUGUCAUCGUGGACGCCCAGCAGUACCAUGUGUCGAACGGAUUUGUGCACUAAGAACUUGAAAGCAUGUACGGGUUCGCGAGGGAGCGCUACGAGUGUAAUUUCUUUGUACAGAUGUACAGGAUGUGUGUUCACAAGGAAGUUGAGAAUCUCAGUAUAUAUGCCAAGGAUAGCGCGUGGUUACAGCUCGUCUUUAAUUGAGCGCAGGAACAAGCGAGGCUAUGACUAUAUGAUGUGUACGUUUCCGCCGAACAUUAAUGAAGCGCCAUGUGGGCCCUGUCAUUCGAAGUUCACGGAGUAAGGUACACUGUAA